This is a messenger RNA of Kazachstania africana CBS 2517, 798 nucleotides long. RefSeq names its product retromer subunit VPS29 (gene VPS29). The transcript has 2 exons. The record is from RefSeq and is a predicted model, not a curated record. Bases 1 to 798 code for a protein of 265 amino acids. Gene Ontology annotation, cellular component: retromer complex; endosome. Gene Ontology annotation, biological process: retrograde transport, endosome to Golgi; intracellular protein transport. NCBI's taxonomy places the organism in Eukaryota, Fungi, Ascomycota, Saccharomycetes, Saccharomycetales, Saccharomycetaceae.
AUGCUGUUAUUAGCUUUAGGUGAUGCACAUAUACCAGAUAGAGCAAUUGAUAUUCCACUAAAAUUCAAAAAACUACUAAGUAUACCUGACAAGAUUGCACAUGUUGCUAUACUUGGGAAUAGCACACGAUCUUCAGAAUUUCUCGAUUUUGCAAGGCUAGUUUCAAGUAAUAUCACCAUUGUACGUGGCGAACUGGAUAAUGCUACCAUACGAGAUGUGACCGACGAAGGCAGUAAAGCAGAAGUAACACUACCUGUCAAUGCAAUAAUAAAACAAGGACAGUUCAAAAUUGGUUGCUGUAGUGGGUAUAAUGUAGUACCGAAGAACGAUCCGCUUGCCCUUCUAGCACUAGCACGUCAAUUAGAUGUCGAUAUAUUGCUAUGGGGAGGCACCCAUAAUGUGGAGGCUUAUACACUAGAAGAUAAGUUUUUUGUUAAUCCUGGUAGUUGUACAGGUGCUUUAACAACAGAUUGGCCAGUCACUUCCACUUUAGCUCAGCCAUCUUCAGACAAGGCUUCUUUAAAGGAAACUGAAAAACUAGGCAAGGAGAAAGAAGAUCCACAACCUGACACAUCUGAUAAAGACAUGGAGGAAAGUGAGGAAAAAUCAACAAAAACAGGACAGGAAGAAGAGAGAGAACUUGAGGAAGAAGACAUAGAAAUUUCAGAAUUUGAUUUGACCGGAUCUAAUGUUCCAAGUUUCUGUCUGUUGGAUAUACAAGGCAAUACAUGUACGCUGUACAUCUACAUGUACAUUGAUAAUGAAGUCAAAGUCGAUAAAGUGGUAUACGAAAAGUGA